This is a messenger RNA of Balearica regulorum gibbericeps (East African grey crowned-crane), 720 nucleotides long. The record is from RefSeq and is a predicted model, not a curated record. NCBI's taxonomy places the organism in Eukaryota, Metazoa, Chordata, Aves, Gruiformes, Gruidae.
GCAGCCAUUCUCAUCUCCACCGGAGCUGUUCUGGGCAGGGGAAACCCCGUCCAGAUGCUGCUGCUGACCCUGCUGGGAGUCACCCUCUUCACUCUCAACGAAUACAUCCUGCUCAGUCUCAUGGGGGUAAGCGACAGCGGGGGCUCCUUGACCAUCCACACCUUCGGUGCUUAUUUCGGCUUGAUGGUUUCACGGAUUUUGCACCAGCCCCAUACAGACAAGAGGAAAGAGCAGCAGGACACGGGGCACCAGCCAGACGUCUUCGGUGUGGUUGGAACCAUCUACCUGUGGAUCUUCUGGCCCAGCUUCACCUCGGCCACCACGGUCCGUCACAACGCCGAGCCCUGGGCAGUGCUCAACACCUACUUCUCACUGGUGGCGAGCACCCUGGCCACCUUUGUCCUCUCGCCUGUCCUCUACGAGGAGAGCGCCCUGCGGAUGGUUCAGAUCCAGGAUGCCACCUUGGCUAGCGUGGCCAUGAUGGGCAUGGCUGGGGAGAUGCUGGUCACCCCCUUCGGGGCCCUCAUUGCGGGGUUUCUAGCCGGCCUGAUCCCCCCACUUGGCUUCAGAUUCCUCACGCCCGUCCUGCGCUCCAGGCUGAAAACCCAGGACACGUGUGGGGUUCACAACGUUCACGGGCUGCCGGGGAUCCUGGGCGCCUUGCUGGGGACGCUGCUGACGGCGCUGGCCACUGCAGAUGCUUACGGCGGCAGGUGGCAG